Messenger RNA from Humulus lupulus (European hop), 2447 nucleotides. RefSeq names its product protein HIGH CHLOROPHYLL FLUORESCENCE PHENOTYPE 173, chloroplastic. The record is from RefSeq and is a predicted model, not a curated record. The transcript has 17 exons. The coding region runs from base 91 to 1899 and encodes 602 amino acids. Lineage: Eukaryota; Viridiplantae; Streptophyta; Magnoliopsida; Rosales; Cannabaceae.
AGACAACAAAAGUAAGUAGUAAUACUAUGUAUUGUAACCUCUCAACAUUUUCAUUUUAUCAUUCCCUCUUUAAAAAAGAAAAAAAUAGAGAUGGACUGCACUUCAGUUAAGCUCCCUUGUUCUUUGUCUUCUUCCAUCCUCAAUCUUCAGGGUUCUUCAUCACCUGCUUGUAGAAAUCUUUCAAGCAACUCUUUACAUCCUCACUUCCUGUCCCCGCCACUUCCUAAUUCAUUGGUUCAACGUAGUCAUAGACCACACUCUUCUCUUUACAAACCAAAUUCAGGUUGUGUCUCUUCAAGAUUUUAUAGAGGGUUGAUAACCUCAGAAGCUCAAAAGCAAAAUUGGGAUUUUGUUAGAUUCUUCAAAACAAUAUAUUUUUUCAACGGGUCCCCAUCUCCUGCUAAGGUGGGACACGGUUUCUCUGCCAAAUUCUCUCUUAGCCCAUCACCUAGUACCCCAGUGCAAAUGGAAACCUCCGGCAUUGUCUUAGUGGCUGGAGCUACUGGUGGUGUAGGUAGAAGAGUGGUCGACAACUUGCGGAAGAAAGGUUUGCCUGUUCGAGUGUUGGUGAGGAAUGAAGAGAAGGCAAGGAAAAUGUUAGGGCCGGACAUUGAUUUGGUUGUAGGAGACAUUACUAAGGAGAGUACUUUGGUUCCUGAAUACUUCAAAGGAGUGAGGAAGGUUAUUAAUGCUGUUUCUGUCAUUGUUGGACCGAAAGAAGGAGAUACUCCUGACAGGGCAAAAUACAGUCAAGGAAUCAAGUUCUUCGAACCAGAGAUCAAGGGGGAUUCACCUGAAAAGGUGGAGUACAUUGGGAUGAAAAAUUUGAUCAUUGCAGUGAAGGGGAGUGUUGCACUUAGAAAUGGUAAACUGGUUUUUGGAUUUGAAGAUAAUAUAUAUAAGGAACUUGCCUGGGGAGCUUUGGAUGAUGUUGUUAUGGGAGGUGUUAGUGAAGGUGCAUUUCAGGUUGAUGCAAAUGGUGGUGAAAAUGGUCAACCAACUGGGAUUUUUAGAGGUGUAGUCUCAACUGCGAACAAUGGUGGCUUUUCAAGUAUCAGAACAAAGAACUUUUCAGUACCCGAGGAUCUCUCUGCUUAUGAUGGUUUGGAGCUGCGCCUGAAAGGUGAUGGUCGUCGUUAUAAAUUUAUUGUUCGGACUAGCACUGAUUGGGAUGCUCUUGGUUAUACAACAGCCUUUGAUACUGUGGAGGGCCAGUGGCAAUCAGUGCGCUUGCCAUUUUCUUCUUUGAGGCCUGUUUUUCGAGCAAAAACUAUAUCAGAUGCCCCUCCACUUGACCCAACUAAUGUUUUGUCAUUUCAGCUUAUGUUCAGCAAGUUUGAAUAUGAUGGAAAACUAAAUCCCACAUUUGUGGAAGGUGCAUUUCAGCUUCCAAUAUCAAGCAUCCGAACUUAUAUAAAGGAGCCUAUAACUGCCAGGUUUGUACAUGUGAGUUCUGCAGGAGUUACUCGACCUGACAGACCAGGUCUUGAUCUAAGUAAACAACCACCUGCCGUCCGCUUAAACAAGGAAUUAGAUUUUAUCCUGACAUUUAAGUUGAAGGGGGAAGAUUUGAUAAGGGAAAGUGGUAUACCGUAUGCAAUUGUGAGACCAUGUGCAUUAACUGAGGAGCCUGCUGGAGCAGAUCUCAUAUUUGAUCAAGGAGACAACAUAACGGGUAAGAUAUCAAGGGAAGAGAUUGCUCGGAUAUGUAUUGCUGCUUUGGAUAGCCCAUACGCGUGUGACAAGACUUUUGAGGUAAAGAGUGUCAUACCAUUCAGCGAGCCAUUUACUGCGGACCCUGAGAAUCCGCCACUGAAGGACUAUGAUGUUUAUUUUAAAAAUUUGAAGGAUGGAAUCACAGGAAAAGAAAUCCUAGAACAAAAUCCUUUGCCAGUUUGAUGCCCAACACAUUGCAGGUCUACUUUUCAACACUAAAUCUAUCUCUGAUUACAGGUGUACUCAUAAUAGAGAAAAUAGUAGAGGUUGUGAAUUCAAACGAUUCAGUGACGAGGAGCUGAAAAAGUUAUAGGUUUGUGUUGGAAUGUUUGUCUAACACAGAAGGGAGCGCUUUGCAUCAUGUAAAUUCAUAAUCGGCACAUUAUUUCAAUAAAUGUAUAUAAGCUAUACAAGCUUCUCAUUCAUUAUAUUGUCAAAGGUCUUGCCACGCACAAUAGAUUAUGACGCAAAAGAGAUUUAUUUUCUGUUACCACGCACACACAUUAUGUUAUGUUUUUCUAUUUUGGCAGUUCUGCUGGGAACCUCUUGUGUGUCAACUUUUCAUAGAAGUUUCGUAAGUUUUCUAGUCUUGUAUAAUGUAAUCCUUAGGCUUGCAUUAUGAACACUUCUUUGUAAAGCAGUAAUAGUCAUUGUCAGUUUCAACUGCCUUCUGACAAUCACAAACUCUGUUAUUUCAUAUUUGUUAUAUAUCAUUUAAACCUUCACUGCCA